Molecule: messenger RNA, 3872 nt
Organism: Hylaeus volcanicus
Lineage: Eukaryota; Metazoa; Arthropoda; Insecta; Hymenoptera; Colletidae
Exons: 10
Coding region: 1090-3783 (897 amino acids)
Molecular function (GO): protein binding
Source: RefSeq, a predicted model, not a curated record
ACUUAAGGUUUUUAUUUGUCAAGUCGUCGUAGAUAGUAUAAGAUCAUAAACAGAUUAAAUGACUCGCAUGUUUUCGAGCGGAUCAAAGAUGAAUGUUUCAAAGAUAUCUACUUCAUAUAAAAACAUACAGACAAAAAUAGUAUUUCUUUCGGUGCGAAAAAUAGCCUGAUUCCCUAAUCAGUAUUUUAUUGUAUAAAAACGACUGCUACUAUAUUGUUACAAUUCUUUCUUUUUUGACUUCACUACGUCGUAAUUGUAUCAAGCAAUUUUUUGUUGAGAUUCCAAAGUUAUAGUUAGUCGUUUUUCAGUUUAGAAAGUAACUGAGUCUUCACGUUUAAUUUUUUUUUUGUUGUUUCUAUAGUACAAAUUUGACCUUUUUUUUUAAUAAAAGAGUGUUUCUUUUUCACGUAAAGUAUUCUACGUAAUGUUUUACUAGGCUUUUAAAAAAUAUACUACUGACUUCAAGUUAAGUUUUACCUAAAUCUAUGGUUUUCUAAUUUUUUCCUAGUGUUCGAAUAUAGCUUUUAUUUCGAUUCUGCGUUUGAACAGUUUUCUUUUUCGAUUCAAAUUGUAAAAACUUGAAGUUUUUAAAUAAAAAAAGUAUGUCAAUAAAACAUUUUAUUUGUUGAAAAUUCUUUUUUCGUGUGAACGACAUACAUUAGCGCAUUUUUACUCCUUGUAUUAAGUAAUUAAAAGUUCUAUUUUAACAUAAGUUACAUUUUAUAGAGUUAACUAUUUAACCAUUAAAUACAAGUACUUUUAACAAAAGUUUGGUUUUUGCAAUUAUAAAUUAUCAUAUAUGUUAUGAUCAUUUGCGAUCAAGUAUAAAAGAAGAGUAUUUUAUUUUUUGGUGUAGUCUAAUUUUAAUAAAUACCUGAUUUUUUUCGCUUUUCGUUAUUGUGGGAACUCUUUUUUAAUAUUUAAUUCUGUUUCAUUAUAAACUCCGAUUGUUAUUGAAUAAUAAAUAAGAAAAAAACUCACGUCGUUUCAUAACCACUCUUAUUGUAGAAAACUUUAAUUUAAUUUGAUGUUAUAAAGGCUUGCAAAAAAAAACAAGGGGGAGUAAAUUUGUUUCUUAUUUUAUUCAUUAUGUUAUUAAAAGCAAUGAAGGAUCACAGGAGUAACGAAUUAUUUUGCGAAAAGUAUCCUAUGUUGUUCGGUACUCAACCGGUUUAUACGCAAACAGAUAUUGAUCAAGUAAAAAGAAUUGAGAAUUCCUCAAUUCAAGAAUUAUACGAUGAGAAAAUACCCCGCUGGGAAACAAUAGAAAUCCCCGCAAUGGAUUUCGCUCCUUUAUUUCUCUCUUGUACAACAAAAGCUUACAAUGAGGAUAAACUUAUUGGUAUAACAUCGUUAGAAAAAAAUCGUUUUUCGGAAUUGGUUACUUUUGAUAUGAAGAGAAAAAAAUGGUCUCCUUGUACACGCACACGUCAUUUUCGUCCCCCCAAAAGAAUAGGGUCUGCUGCAGUUGCGACGGAAAAUCAUUUGUUUUUAUUUGGAGGAUAUGAACUUAACAAUCAAGAAGUUAAAAAUAAAGGUUCAAAGUUUUUUUCAUCUGACUCGUUUUGUUUUCAUUCUUCUUUUGAAGAAAUUAGAAUCACUGAAAAAAGUAGUACGAUUUCAUGGCCCAGUUUAACAAGACUCUUUGGAUAUCCUGACUGGUGGUUUACGCGUUUUGGAGACUUACAAUAUCGUAAUAUCAAUGCAACACCUCAUUUAGUGGAUGCCUUAGGUGAUUUUCAUGCAUAUGAUUUAUGCCGUGGUGAAUGGAAUCCAAUUAUAACCCGUGACAAUAAACCAGUUUCAAAUGUUUCUAACAAUUCACCUUAUCAACCAUGGAUGGUUCGUGUUUCAUCUUAUAAGAAAAACCGAAAUUCAAUUCAACCAAUAAAAUAUAUACCUGCAUCACGAGGAAGUCAUCACAUUGUUUCAGGUAACACUUUAAACGAUUCGUUACCCACACCUCGUGCUUUCCAUACACUGAUACGACACGGAAACAUUCUUGUUUUGUUUGGAGGUGAAAAAAGUAACCAAUGCAAUCAAUUUUUAGUAAAUAAUCAUGUGGAACACCAACUCUUCUCAGUUGUUUCUUAUUUUAAUGACGUUUGGAUUUUCGACUUGCAAGAAAUGCGUUGGAUGAUGAAAAUAAAUAAUACGUAUACAUUGAAUACUGACGAAGAAUCUUUAAAACAAGUUAAAAAUUUUUUGAAUAAGUGUCCAAAACAAAUUCAGCCUUUUUUAAGAGAUAAUCCUUUGCAGUGUGUUUGUAGCCAUCAGGAUAAGUCUGAAGAGUCUAUUUGCGAUAUUUGCAGUACAACAACACAACCUUUCUGUGUGGAUGUGAUUGAACCGUCCCCUUCAAUUCAUAGUGGUAAAUCCGACAAUGACUGUGAUGCUUUUCAUCAUAAUGACCAGUUAAAUAGAGAUUGUUCUUUUCUCUUAAACCAACACAUGAAUAAGUUCUCUCAUUCAAAAAUAGAAAAACCACAUGGCACAUAUCAUAACAAGAAGCUAGAAAAUUAUCAUGGAUUCCAUGUACCCUCACCAAGAAGCGGACACUGUGUAAUGGUGUAUAAAAAUUAUAUGUACAUGCAUGGAGGACAAAAUAGUCAAGGACUUCUUGGGGAUAUGUGGGUGUUAAGUCUUGAAACGUUUGAAUGGAAACAAGUUGAAACCAGUGGAGAAUCGCCCGGAUUACGAGCUGGUCAUACAGCGGUUGUAACAGAUAAUUAUGCGUGGGUAUAUGGGGGUAUCACACAUUGUGAGUAUCAAAAACGUCAGAAUGACCUGAAGCUGUUUAAUCCUUCAGAAACCGUUUAUGCAAACGAAUUCGUGGUACCCUCCUAUGAUGAGUGCAGUAAUGAAGCACGUUUUAAACACUACCCGACGACCAUAGACGACCAGAGUCCAACAAAAGAAAAGCAGGAAAUGUAUUACCAUUUUAUAAGUCAAAAUUUAUUUGAACAAUUACGUGACACACUUAUAAAACGCCAAAAAACAGUGGAAUCCUCAGCGUUCGUAUCAGAUAGCAGUAAUUUAUUUUGUUUUAAUUUUGAAUUUUUACACUGGGAAAAGUAUACGUACGAAGGUGUGCCGCCAUUAAAAGCAAGACAAUUUGGACGGUUACAUGGGUUUUUUCACAAGAACUUUUUAUGUUUCGGAGGCUGUACAGGGGUUGAUUUAAAAUUCCAGUUAUCACUUAUUCAUAUACCAUGCACAACAAUACUUUGUAAUAAUGUAUCUAACUUGUAUAAAAUAGGCAGUCCCACUGAAAACCACUCUAUCGUAAAUUUACCCAGGUUUCUUGAUAUUUUUUUUAAUUGUGAAGAUAAGAAGCAAGCACCAUGCCAGCAUACCUUUUGGAAUUAUGUUGAAAAAGAGCAAGAAAUGUACUGUGAUAAAACCCAGCAAUUGGAAUCCAUUGAUAUAGACAACUUUAAUAUACCAUCAUUACUUUUCUCCCCAACUCCUGUUGAUUUACAUGACACUUUAAGACACCCCAAAAUUUGUUUUGGUCCGCUUUCGUCCCAAUAUACGGCUACAAAACAUACUCUAUUUUACACGGACGAAAUUAAUAAUAAUUUACUAGGAACGAAUCAUUGCAAUCAGGAGUCUUUUUUAACUGAAAUGGACAUGCUGAACAAAGACAAUAUAACCUCGCUGUGCGGUGCAAUGCAUCUAGAGAAUUUUAAAAAUAUUAAACUGUCCGCUCAUCAAGAUUUUUUAACGGAGACUUCCAUCAAUAUAUCCCCACUACUUACUGAUACGAUGAUACCAUUGUAAUUUGUUUCAGAACAUAAUUUUUUUCCAAUGCCAAUAAAAAAUCAUGUUGAUGUUUAUAUACCAUUUUAAUGGAAGAUUAUUAUUAAAAC